CCGACGACACGAGCCCAUAAAAUACCGCUACUGGCAUCAGCACCUUUUCAGUGUUCCUUCAGUGCUUUCCAAUUUUAGAAUGAGUCGUCUACAACAGAUGGUGUUGGUGUUGAGCGCCCUGCUCGUGGCUGCUUCCGCGAUCGCUGGCCCCGAUAGACGUAUUGUUGGUGGUAUUGAUGCCGUAGCCGGAGAUGCACCAUGGAUGAUUUCGCUGAGGAACUCGAUCAAUCAGCACCUGUGCGGUGGUACGUUACUGAGCAAUCGGUUCGUCCUGUCUUCGGCCAACUGUCUGUCGGGACGCUUGGCGACGGCAACCAUGGCUGUGGGUGGAACUCGUUUCCUCAACACGGCCGCCGUACCGUACUAUGGCAUCCAGAUUAUUACCCAUCCAAACUUCAACGUGAACACGCUGGAGCACGAUGUCGCGCUGUUCCAGACUGCGCUUCCGUUCAUCUUGACUCAAGCGAUUCAACCACUGCCGCUGUCGGCCGAUGUGAUUGGAGUUGCCGUGCGGGCUCGUGUCUUCGGAUGGGGAGCUUCUCAGGCAAACGGAGGCAACACCAAUGCUCUGCAGUUCUUGAACGUUAACACGCUAAGCAAUGAGGACUGUGCUAACUUCUUGGGAGCGGAAGGUUGGCGCAUUGGACCAUCGUCGUUGUGUACGCUGACUCGCGAAGGACAGGGCAUCUGCGGGGGCGAUGAGGGAGGUGCGCUCGUGUUGAACAACUAUGCCAUCGGUGUUGCGUCGUGGGGUAUUCCGUGUGCCACUGGCCGUCCGGAUGUGUUUGUGCGUAUCUCGGCGGUCCGUAGCUGGAUUCUGAACUUCAUCUAACUGUUGAUAGGGUGAGAGAUGGGUAUCGAUAGCAGUUGUUUUGCAAAUAAAGUGGUUAAUAAUGCAAGCA
This is a messenger RNA of Anopheles stephensi (Asian malaria mosquito), 902 nucleotides long. RefSeq names its product chymotrypsin-1-like. Gene Ontology annotation, biological process: proteolysis. The transcript has 4 exons. Gene Ontology annotation, molecular function: serine-type endopeptidase activity. The record is from RefSeq and is a predicted model, not a curated record. Lineage: Eukaryota; Metazoa; Arthropoda; Insecta; Diptera; Culicidae. The coding region runs from base 80 to 832 and encodes 250 amino acids.